AUGCCUGACCACUUUGAUUACAAACUCAAUGUCAAUAUCGAAAAAGGUGUUGAACUGUUUGGUCAAAUUGGAAAAACUUUUUAUGAAGCAAAAUGGAUUCAAUCAAGGGAGCCUCAAAUUAUUUUAAUCGAAAUGGAUAAUGAAACUGCGUAUCAUGAGGCAUCAUUUUACAUUCAACUCAAUCAUAAUGAUCAUAUCAUUCAUACAUUUGGUUUUGUUGAUAAUGAUCUUUAUUUACCUAUUCUACUACAAGAACGUGCUCCCUUUGGUAAUCUUAGUGCUUUACUACAACAAAAUCGAUUUAAACCAUCUCAACAAGUACUUAUUGAAAUCUUUAAUCAAAUCAUUGAUGCCAUGAUUUAUCUUGUUGCUAAAAAUAUUGUGCAUGGUGAUCUCUGCUGUCAUAAUGUACUUGUUUUUAAAAUGAAUUCAAAUAAACGAGAAGAAAAUCUAGUCAAGUUAACCAAUUAUCAUAAUGCACGAUCGAUCGAUCAGCCAAUCAGAAAUGAUGGUCGAAUAACAGCUCCAAUACGAUACUGUGCAGUCGAAAUUCUACGUAGUGCAGGUCGAUCAAACUAUUCUGAAUUAUCUGAUGUUUAUUCGAUGGGUGUACUUAUGUGGGAAGCUUGUUCACAAGGUGAAAUUCCAUAUACAAAUAUGAGCAAUAUUGAAAUUCGACAAAGAAAAUUGAGAGGCGAAAAAUUACAGCGUCCGUACCAAUGUGAUAAUAAUUUGUGGCUGAUAGUUCAAGAUUGUUGGCAUAAUGAACCAGAUCUACGUUACACGUUUUCAGAGAUCAAGAUUCGACUAUCUACCACUAAAAUUAAGUAUGUAAAAUUACAUUUAUCUGCCUUUACUUAA
This is a messenger RNA of Rotaria sp. Silwood2, 861 nucleotides long. Lineage: Eukaryota; Metazoa; Rotifera; Eurotatoria; Philodinida; Philodinidae. The record is from the annotation of a GenBank genome assembly.